UGUUAUUCCAGGGCUCUGGGCUGGAAGCCCCUGGUUAUGUUAUUGUUGUUAUUCCAGGGCUCUGGGCUGGAAGCCCCUGGUUAUGUUAUUGUUGUUAUUCCAGGGCUCUGGGCUGGAAGCCCCUGGUUAUGUUAUUGUUGUUAUUCCAGGGCUCUGGGCUGGAAGCCCCUGGUUAUGUUAUUGUUGUUAUUCCAGGGCUCUGGGCUGGAAGCCCCCGGUGUUCGGACACCUUCCUCUCCUCCUCAACAGAGAUGGCAGUAAGCUCUCCAAGAGACAAGGAGAUAUCUACAUACAGAGUUUCCAGAGGAGUGGGGCCCUACCUGAAGCACUACUGGAUAUCACCACACACUGUGGAUCUGGCUUCAACAGUAACCGUGUUGGUCGUAAGAUGGAGGAACUGAUCGCGGAGUUCAACCCGUCUAAGAUCACCACCCACUCUGCCCUGCUAGACCUGGACAAACUACCUGAGUUUAACAAGUACACUACCUGUCUCUGUCUGACUCUGCCCUGCUAGACCUGGACAAACUACCUGAGUUUAACAAGUACA
Messenger RNA from Oncorhynchus keta (chum salmon), 547 nucleotides. Its product is annotated as probable glutamate--tRNA ligase, mitochondrial. The transcript has 2 exons. The record is from RefSeq and is a predicted model, not a curated record. Gene Ontology annotation, molecular function: ATP binding; glutamate-tRNA ligase activity. Gene Ontology annotation, biological process: glutamyl-tRNA aminoacylation. The coding region runs from base 83 to 514 and encodes 143 amino acids. Lineage: Eukaryota; Metazoa; Chordata; Actinopteri; Salmoniformes; Salmonidae.